AUGUAGAUGAUUAUUUAUACAGCUGUUGCCUCUAAAAAAUCAAAAUAGAAGAAUUAUGAGUAUUUAAAUGAGACAGUAAUGUAUAUUGUACUUACAGUUCUGGUUAGUUUUAUUUCCUUCUGCAUUCUGCUCUUCAUUAUUAUGGCAUGCUUGCAUCAAAGAGGAUAUCGAUUUAUUAAAUAGGAGAAACUACACUAAAAUGAAAUUUAAUAGCAACAAUAAAUGAUUGUGAUAGUACCACCUCAUGAGAAAUAGCAAUACAAGUAGUUCUUAUAUGAUGUCAACCAAACAAUGGAUAUCAGUAGAUUAUCAGAUCAUUAAUGA
This is a messenger RNA of Paramecium tetraurelia, 324 nucleotides long. RefSeq lists its product as uncharacterized. The transcript has 2 exons. Lineage: Eukaryota; Ciliophora; Oligohymenophorea; Peniculida; Parameciidae. The record is from RefSeq and is a predicted model, not a curated record.